AUGGCCUCCUCUUCUCCUGACAAGAUGGUCUUGACCAUCGGCACCCGCAAGUCGAAGCUGGCUAUGCUCCAGACACACGCCGUGCGCGAUGCCUUGCAAAAAAAUUAUCCUGACUAUGAAUUCAAAAUCUUCUCCCAAGAUUCUGCCGGUGAUCUGAACAAGGUCACUCCCUUCCGUGAUUUCGCCACCAAGAACUUAUGGACGGAAGAAUUGGAGGAAUUGAUGAUUGGGGGGCAAGUCGAUUUUGUCGUUCAUUCACUCAAAGAUGUUCCCACCAACCUCCCCUCUACCUGUACCUUGGGACCUAUGCCGCCCCGCCAAGAUAGUCGAGAUGUUCUCGUUGUGAAGAAAGGUCUGUCAUACAAGAGUUUGUCGGAGCUUCCCGCAGGCUCCGUUGUCGGAACCUCUUCUGUUCGCCGGACUGCUCAAUUGGCACGGAAAUACCCCCACUUGAAGGUGCUAGAUGUACGUGGAAAUAUUGAGACUCGUAUUUCCAAGCUAGAUGCGGAAGAUAGUCCUUUUACUUGCAUUAUUCUCGCAGCGGCUGGCCUGCUUCGUAUGAACAUCGGAGACCGCAUCGCGCAAUACCUGGACUCGACGAACAGCGGAAUGCUCUAUGCUGUCGGACAGGGUGCUCUUGGAAUUGAGAUCCGUAAGGAUGACACCGUCUUAAAGCAAAUGUUGGAAUCAAUUGGCCACCAGGAGACAACAUUUGCCUCCCUCGCUGAGCGCAGCCUGCUACGUACUCUUGAAGGAGGUUGCAGUGCCCCACUUGGAGUUGAAGCUGAGUGGGUUCAUGGAUCAGAGGGAUCUAAAAAACUACGAAUGCGGGCUGUUGUUGUCAGUGUUGAUGGCAAGGAUUGCGCGCAGGUGGAAUUGGAGGGUGAUGUCAAUUCAACUGAAGCUGCCGAGGCAUUCGGUAUCACUGUGGCCAAGGCUUUGGUUGAAGAUGGUGCUGGCGCGAUUCUGGAUGUCAUUCAAAAAGACAAGGCAGCCAAGGUGAAUGUUACAGCAUAA
Molecule: messenger RNA, 1017 nt
Organism: Penicillium taxi
Lineage: Eukaryota; Fungi; Ascomycota; Eurotiomycetes; Eurotiales; Aspergillaceae
Product: porphobilinogen deaminase
Exons: 2
Coding region: 1-1017 (338 amino acids)
Biological process (GO): heme biosynthetic process
Cellular component (GO): cytoplasm
Molecular function (GO): hydroxymethylbilane synthase activity
Source: RefSeq, a predicted model, not a curated record